Messenger RNA from Gastrolobium bilobum, 2863 nucleotides. RefSeq names its product leucine-rich repeat receptor-like tyrosine-protein kinase PXC3. Lineage: Eukaryota; Viridiplantae; Streptophyta; Magnoliopsida; Fabales; Fabaceae. Gene Ontology annotation, biological process: protein phosphorylation; hormone-mediated signaling pathway. The coding region runs from base 1 to 2670 and encodes 889 amino acids. The record is from RefSeq and is a predicted model, not a curated record. The transcript is spliced from 2 exons. Gene Ontology annotation, cellular component: plasma membrane. Gene Ontology annotation, molecular function: protein kinase activity; protein binding; ATP binding.
AUGGAUAUUCUGUGCUUGUUGCAUCUUCUUCUAGCUUUGUAUCUAUCAAAAUCUGAGCUUGUUGGUGCUGAGUUCCAGGACGAAACUAUAUUGCAUGCCAUCAACCAAGAACUUAGAGUUCCUGGAUGGGGUGAUGCCAACAGCUCAGUUUACUGCAAUUGGCAAGGAGUGAGCUGUGGUAAUCAUGCAAUGGUUGAGAAGCUCGAUCUCUCUCACCGGAAUCUUCGAGGUAAUGUAACUUUAAUGUCUGAGCUCAAAGCUUUGAAGCGGCUUGACCUUUCAAAUAAUAACUUUGAUGGAUUGAUUCCUCCUUCUUUUGGAAAUUUAUCUGAUCUUGAAGUUCUAGAUUUGUCUUCAAAUAAGUUUGAAGGUUCAAUUCCACCGCAGUUGGGUGGUCUCAGAAGCCUCAAAUCAUUAAACCUUUCCAAUAACUUGCUUGUGGGAGAAAUACCUAUGGAACUUCAUGGCUUAGAGAAAUUGCAGGAGUUUCAAAUUUCUGGUAAUCAUUUGAGUGGUUUUAUACCUUCUUGGGUGGGCAAUUUGACUAGUCUGAGAGUUUUUACUGCUUAUGAGAAUCGUUUAGAUGGCAGGAUUCCAGAUAAUCUAGGCUUGAUUCCUGAGCUUCAAAUACUUAACCUGCACUCUAACCAGCUUGAAGGCCCAAUACCCGCUAGCAUUUUUUCUCCAGGGAAGCUAGAAGUUCUGGUUCUCACCCAGAAUAAUUUUAGUGGUGAUCUUCCUAAGGAAAUUGGGAAUUGCCAAGCCCUUUCCAAUAUUCGAAUUGGAAACAACCACCUAGCAGGUACUAUUCCUAAGACCAUUGGAAAUCUUAGUAGCCUAACCUACUUUGAAGCUGAUAAUAAUAAUCUUUAUGGUGAGGUAGUGCCAGAAUUUGCUCAGUGUUCUAAUCUCACCCUCUUGAAUUUAGCUUCAAAUGGAUUUACUGGAACAAUUCCACAAGAAUUUGGACAACUUAUGAACAUUCAGGAGUUAAUUCUUUCUGGAAAUAGCCUAUUUGGUGAUAUUCCAAAAUCAAUUUUGAGUUGCAAAAGUCUUAACAAGCUUGAUUUUAGCAAUAACAGAUUCAAUGGGACAAUACCAAAUGAAAUCUGCAAUAUCUCUCGGUUGCAGUACUUGUUAUUGGAUCAGAAUUCCAUAAGAGGAGAGAUCCCUCAUGAAAUUGGAAAUUGUGCAAAACUUCUUGAAUUACAAUUGGGCAAUAAUUAUUUGACCGGAAUUAUCCCUCCUGAAAUUGGUCACAUUAGGAACUUACAGAUAGAUUUAAAUUUGAGCUUCAAUCAUCUUUAUGGACCACUGCCCCCUGAAUUGGGAAGACUGGACAAACUUGUUUCUCUGGAUGUUUCAAACAAUCGGCUCUCAGGUAAUAUCCCAGCUGAGCUUAAGGGAAUGUUGAGCUUGAUAGAGGUGAACUUCUCAAAUAAUCUGUUUGGAGGCCCUGUACCAACAUUCAUUCCAUUCCAGAAGAGUCCUAGUUCAAGUUUUUUGGGCAAUAAAGGGCUUUGUGGAGAGCCAUUGAACUCCUCGUGUGAAGAUCUUUAUGAUGAUCACAAAAGUUACCAUCACAGGGUUUCUUACAGAAUCAUACUGGCUGUAGUUGGGUCUGUUUUGGCAGUUUUUAUGUCAGUAACUAUAAUUGUCUUGCUGUUUAUGAUCAGAGAGAGGCAAGAAAAGGUAGCCAAAGAUGCUGGGAUUGUUGAUGAGGGAACUGAUGACAAACCAACUAUAAUAGCAGGGAGUGUUUUUGUUGAUAAUCUAAGACAAGCAGUAGACCUUGAUGCUGUUGUUAAAGCAACUCUGAAAGAUUCUAAUAAGCUCAGCAGUGGAACUUUCAGCACAGUUUACAAGGCAAUCAUGCCUUCUGGGGUGGUCUUAUCUGUUAGGAGACUGAAGUCCAUAGACAAGACAAUAAUCCACCACCAGAACAAGAUGAUUAAAGAACUUGAAAGGCUGGGCAAAGUCUGUCAUGAUAAUCUAGUGCGACCCAUUGGUUAUGUCAUUUAUGAAGAUGUUGCUCUUCUCUUGCAUCAUUACUUUCCAAAUGGAACAUUGGCUCAGCUUCUUCAUGAAUCUACCAGGCAACCUGAAUAUCAGCCUGACUGGCCUGCUAGGUUAUCCAUUGCCAUUGGAGUGGCAGAAGGUUUGACUUUCCUUCAUCAUGUGGCAAUUAUCCAUCUUGACAUUUCUUCUGGCAAUGUUCUUUUGGAUGCAAAUUUUAAGCCAUUGGUUGGCGAGAUCGAGAUUUCAAAACUUCUAGAUCCAACCAGAGGCACUGCAAGUAUUAGUGCUGUUGCUGGUUCCUUUGGUUACAUACCACCAGAAUAUGCAUAUACAAUGCAAGUCACAGCACCAGGAAAUGUUUAUAGCUAUGGUGUUGUUCUGUUAGAAAUCCUUACAACUCGACAACCAGUUGAUGAGGAUUUUGGUGAAGGUGUAGAUUUGGUGAAGUGGGUUCAUAGUGCUCCAGUAAGAGGGGAAACUCCAGAGCAGAUACUGGAUGCAAGGCUUAGCACAGUUUCCUUUGGUUGGAGGAAAGAAAUGCUUGCUGCUCUAAAGGUCGCGUUGCUAUGCACUGACAAUACACCAGCCAAACGACCAAAAAUGAAGAAUGUAGUAGAAAUGCUUCGAGAGAUAAGGCAAAACUGUGGAUAGCAAGCCCCUCGAGUUUUCUGUGAGGUGGUCAACACCAUUGAAGAUGCGAUGUACGUGAAACACUCACGGAUAUAGAGGAACUGAUGAGUUUCAACUUACAUCUUUAUAUUGUAGUCUUGUAUCAGGAAUCAUUUUACAUGGUGAAGGUGGUGUGUCAAAGUAAAUUCAAGGCCAUUGGCAUUGAUAGAUCUUC